AGAGAAGAGGAACCUUUCCCUGGGGGGCCAUGUCGGCUUCGACAGUCUCCCGGAUCAGCUGGUCAGCAAGUCUGUGACGCAGGGCUUCAGCUUCAACAUCCUCUGUGUGGGUGAGACCGGCAUUGGGAAAUCCACACUAAUGAACACCCUCUUCAACACCACCUUCGAGACGGAGGAAGCCAGUCACUACGAGAGCGCAGUCCGCUUGCGGCCACGCACCUACGACCUGCAGGAGAGCAACGUGCACCUGAAGCUGACGAUUGUGGAUGCGGUUGGCUUCGGGGACCAGAUAAACAAAGAUGAAAGGCCGAUAGUUGAGUACAUUGAUACGCAGUUUGAAAAUUAUUUGCAAGAGGAGCUGAAGAUCCGCCGCUCCCUCUUCAACUACCACGACACGAGGAUCCACGUCUGCCUCUACUUCAUCACCCCCACUGGCCACUCCCUCAAGUCCUUGGACCUGGUCACUAUGAAGAAGCUCGAUAGCAAGGUGAACAUCAUCCCAAUCAUUGCCAAAGCAGACACCAUCUCCAAGAGCGAGCUGCACAAGUUCAAGAUCAAGGUGAUGAGCGAGCUGGUCAGCAAUGGGGUGCAGAUCUACCAGUUCCCUACGGACGAUGAAGCGGUUGCCGAGAUCAACUCGGUGAUGAAUGCUCAUCUGCCCUUUGCCGUGGUCGGCAGCACAGAGGAGGUGAAGGUUGGGAACAAGCUGGUGAGAGCUCGGCAGUACCCAUGGGGAGUGGUGCAAGUUGAGAAUGAAAGUCACUGUGACUUUGUGAAGCUGCGGGAAAUGCUGAUUCGGGUCAACAUGGAGGAUCUUCGGGAGCAGACUCACACCCGCCACUACGAGCUGUACAGGAGGUGCAAACUGGAAGAGAUGGGCUUCAAGGACACAGAUCCUGACAGCCAGCCCUUCAGCCUCCAAGAAACAUACGAGACCAAAAGGAAAGAGUUCUUGGGAGAGCUCCAGAGGAAAGAGGAAGAAAUGAGACAAAUGUUUGUUAACAAAGUCAAGGAGACGGAGGCAGAGCUGAAGGAGAAGGAGAGAGAGCUGCAUGAGAAGUUUGAGCACUUGAAAAGGAUACACCAGGAAGAGAAACGGAAGGUGGAGGAGAAGAGGAGGGAGCUGGAGGAGGAGAUGAACGCCUUCAACCGGCGGAAAGUAGCGGUGGAGACCUUGCAGUCCCAAUCCUUGCAGGCUACCUCACAGCAGCCGCUGAAGAAGGACAAAGACAAGAAAAAAUCAGUAAUAACAGGAAACCAAUCAGGAGUCUGCCUCUCCAGCUCUAAGGUGAUGAUCACCAAGACCAAUGUGGAGCCCUUAAACUGCAAUAGCUGGUGGCACGCCAUACAGUGCUGUAGCUGUCUGGUCAAGAGCGCGACGUGGAGGGAAGGAUUCAUCUGAGGCAGCCCAGGUAGUAGAUGGGGCCAGAUGGACAUCACCAUGGCAUGGAACUGGAGAGAAGAAAAAGUAUAUAUAU
Nestor notabilis (Kea) is the source of this 1478-nucleotide messenger RNA. It is a transcript of the gene SEPTIN8, whose product is annotated as septin 8. Gene Ontology annotation, biological process: cytoskeleton-dependent cytokinesis. Gene Ontology annotation, molecular function: GTPase activity; GTP binding; molecular adaptor activity. The coding region runs from base 140 to 1402 and encodes 420 amino acids. The record is from RefSeq and is a predicted model, not a curated record. The transcript has 9 exons. Gene Ontology annotation, cellular component: septin complex; cell division site; septin ring. NCBI's taxonomy places the organism in Eukaryota, Metazoa, Chordata, Aves, Psittaciformes, Psittacidae.